AUGCAUUCAACUGCAGUUGGUGCGGAAUUACCACUGUUUCCGAUGAUGAAGAUAGAUUUGAGUAGGAGGGACAAACGUAACUACAGAUUCCACGAGUUGAAGAAUGGCCUGCGCCUUCUACUUGUAUCAGACUCUGCUAAUGGUUUGAAACAGGAUGAUUCCCUGAACCCAGUCUCACUUCCGACCAUGCUGCUUGCGGAGUACAACGGUUACUCGGGGACUAAUUUUGGGGAAAAUGCCAAGGAUUGCAAAAUUAAAACCGGGUCCUAUGUCACAUACGAAUACUCAUGCUUCUUCUUUGAACUCGAACCGGAUCGGAUACAGGCCUGUCUGGAAUUAUUUGCGAAAACGCUGACCAAGCCACUGUUACCAGAGAAGCUGAUCGAAGCACAAAUUGAUGAGAUAGAUAAUGACUACAGGAAAUGCAAGCUUCGUGAAUACGCAAUGCUGCAACAGUUCGUCUGUCAUUUGUCCACUGAAGAUUCACCGUUCAACAGAUUUCAUAAAGAUACAUUGAAUGAACUGGAAUCCUUGACACUAGAGUUGUUCGGAAAAUUCCCUCAUCGGUAA
Messenger RNA from Dicrocoelium dendriticum, 570 nucleotides. NCBI's taxonomy places the organism in Eukaryota, Metazoa, Platyhelminthes, Trematoda, Plagiorchiida, Dicrocoeliidae. The record is from the annotation of a GenBank genome assembly.